Messenger RNA from Hippocampus zosterae (dwarf seahorse), 1990 nucleotides. It is a transcript of the gene lpar2b, whose product is annotated as lysophosphatidic acid receptor 2b. The transcript is spliced from 5 exons. Gene Ontology annotation, biological process: G protein-coupled receptor signaling pathway. Gene Ontology annotation, molecular function: lysophosphatidic acid receptor activity. NCBI's taxonomy places the organism in Eukaryota, Metazoa, Chordata, Actinopteri, Syngnathiformes, Syngnathidae. Bases 547 to 1659 code for a protein of 370 amino acids. The record is from RefSeq and is a predicted model, not a curated record. Gene Ontology annotation, cellular component: membrane.
CUUUCCGCCCCUUAUAGCCCAAAGUCAGCGAGGACUGAUCCGGCGUGCAGGUAACGACAAGAGUGCCGAACAAGUCCCGGAAGCAAGCACGCAGGCAGGUUGGCCUGAGGACAUUUGGGGCUUUCUGCCAACAAAUUAAGAACGAGCCUCGCUGGCAUUGGAACAUUUUAUUUACUUUGUUUUAUUUAUUUAUUUUUUUGGUCGUGUUUGUGUUCACCUUUUGUGGGGCGUCGCAGUUUGUGCUCUGCGGUAGGUGACCCUCAGGUACUUUCAGGUAUCUUUUUUGCUAGCUCGACGACUCCUGUGGAUUUACUCGAAGAACAAACUCAAAGUAAUCAACGAAAACGAGCAUCGUCACCCGUGCAGCCGACGGCAUGCUGCUCUCCAGGCCGUCAGGGAGAGGGCCGGUCUGAAUGGCGACCUAGCACCGCCCGUCUUCCCCGCCGUUUGAAAGGCACUCCUACCCCGCCAUCUCUCCUCCGUCCUCCGAGCCCAGCCUCCGCCCAACCCCCCCACCCCGUACCACUGACCCCCUCCGGCGCCGCCAUGGAUAUUCAGACAGACGACACCGAGGGAUGCUACCUGAACCGCAGCGUCAAAUUUUUCUACGAGAAAAGCGGCAAGAACAUCAGCGACCACUGGAGCAGCCGUGACUACGUCAUCGUCUCGCUGGGGAUGACCGUCUGCUUCAUUGUCAUUUUCUCCAACCUGCUGGUCAUAGGGGCCAUUUUAAAAAACAGACGCUUCCAUUUCCCCAUCUAUUACUUAUUGGGGAACUUGGCUCUGGCAGACCUCUUCUCAGGUGUCUCCUACCUCCACUUGAUGUUCCACACGGGCCCGUGGACGAUCAAGCUGUCCAAGUACCGGUGGUUCGUGCGCCAGGGGCUGAUCGACACCAGCCUGACCGCAUCCGUCCUCAACCUGUUAGCCGUGGCCGUGGAGCGCCACCAGACCAUCUUCAACAUGCAGCUCCACAGCAAGAUGAGCACCCGGCGCGUCUUUGUCAUCAUGAUCUUCAUCUGGCUGGUGGCCAUCGUCAUGGGCCUGGUGCCCACCAUGGGAUGGCAUUGCCUGUGCGACCUGGACAAGUGCUCCACCAUGGCACCGCUCUACAGCCGCAGCUACCUGGUGUUCUGGGCGCUCCUCAACCUGCUGACUUUCUCCAUCAUGGUGGCCGUCUACACUCGCAUCUUCUUGUACGUGAGGCACAAGAGCAAGCAGAUGUCGCAGCACACCACGCAGAUGAGACAUCGGGAGACGGUCCUCAACCUGAUGAAAACCGUCUCCAUGAUCUUAGGCUGGUUUGUGAUCUGCUGGACUCCUGGCCUGGUGGUGCUGCUGCUGGACGGCCUGGGCUGCGAAAAGUGCAAAGUGCUGCGCUACGAGAAGUACUGCCUGGUACUGGCCGAGUGUAACUCCCUGGUCAACCCCAUCAUCUACUCCUUCCGGGACAAGGACAUGCGGAGGACCUUCAGGGAGAUCCUGUGCUGCCUGUGGCAGCGCGGCGGCGACAAGUCGGGCGUGUCCGGCGUGAACUUCAACACCCUGGACCACGAGAACUCCAAGUAUCGCGACGUGGAGCUGAUGGAGAAGAGCAACGGGGCGCCGCUCAUCAGAAAACACUCGGAUGAGGCGCCAUCGCCGGACAGUUGGAAUUAAAACCCAAACAUGCACGCCUGUCCGGAUGGCAUAACUUAUUCAUUUGUGCGUGUGACACUUGAGGUGGAUCGGACCUCGCUUCCUGUUUUACCGACCCGCCCAGCACCACUCAAAACAUUUGGAAACACUGCAGCGCUGCCUGCAUGAUGGAUGUUGCCGCAACAGAGUGCCUGCAAGUGUUUUUAUUUUAUUUAAAACAUUUUUUUUAGCCUUUUUUUUUUCUUGGAGCUUUUUUUUUUCCCACCACAUUUUGUGAGCUCCUGAGCAGGCUUUUGUCAGCUUUCUGAGAGGAAGACACAAAAGUAAUAAACCAACAAAAGCAAAGAACUAA